Messenger RNA from Suillus clintonianus, 1141 nucleotides. RefSeq lists its product as uncharacterized. Bases 213 to 1049 code for a protein of 278 amino acids. The transcript is spliced from 7 exons. The record is from RefSeq and is a predicted model, not a curated record. Lineage: Eukaryota; Fungi; Basidiomycota; Agaricomycetes; Boletales; Suillaceae.
UGCUUCCAAAGUUCCACACCUUUUUGUUCACUGUUUUUCUUAUAUUCUCCAAUGCAAGAAUUACCUACUCCCGUGCUUUCUACCUCGAGUCGCCUCUGGAGGUGCUCUCGACUGUCCUUUCAUCCGUCUCAACAUCUGUACUUGACAUCCACAACUCCUUUCACUUCUCAUCCUGCAUUAUUUCAUCGGCUACAACAAGCAUUGUAUCGAACAUGGAAUCUUUUCCUGUAUUUUUCAAGGUUCGCGCUGUAACUUUCACCUGUAUCAUACUCAUUAGCUUUCUAUGGAUUGUACUUCUCUCAGUCCAGGUUUACGCCCGUUGGGAUAUAUCUGAUCUCUGCAGUCGAUCGUUAACGGCUGUCUUCCUCUUGACCAAUGUAAUAACAAUCCUAAUUUUACCUUUCCUGUUGCUACUGGACUUCCGAGUGUGGCUAGAUGCCGCUCGAAUACUAUUACUUGCAAUUGCUCAAAUAGCAUCUGCUGUCGCAUUCACUUACUGGAAUCCUCAAAUACAAUGUCCAAAUCAAACUGCCGAUCAGCAAGGUGUCUGCAAGUUGAUCAAUAUCUACACCCUCAUGGGCUGUUGGAUAAUUCCUGCCAUACUGGUUCUAUAUUCCAGCUACUUUGCUGCUAUGAUUUACCGCCAGUCGAGGAUACCCGUGGUGGUUGAGUCACGCGAAAAAGUCUUAACGGAUACAGGGUCACCUAUCGUGGUAGACCCAGAAAUGGCGCUUGCCUCGCCCCACCUUCCUGCUCUCAAUAUUCGGGCUUCGAUAUCACCCCGUUGCACUUUGUCAUCUGACUCCUUGCCAUUCUCACGUCCGGAGGCAAAUUUUGCAUCUCCACUCACGAUCACUGCCUUGCCGCGCCGUGCCUCUCGUGAUCCGCAUUCGGUUGUCUUGCAACCAGAAGUAUCAGAUAAACGGAAUUCGCAGUCUCAACGACACGUGUCUCUCGCACCGUCAUUUGCUGACUCCGUUGUACAGAUUGACAGUACCAAUCGCAAGUCAGGACGAUUGUCAAAACCUCUACCACCCUGGUGUAUAUAACUAUCAUUAUUAUAGUCCACUUAGAUUCAACGUCCUAAUGUACCAAUCUAUUGAAUAAAAUUGCAAAGCCCUAUGGCGCUAAGUUGACAAGC